This is a messenger RNA of Emericellopsis atlantica, 1161 nucleotides long. RefSeq lists its product as uncharacterized. NCBI's taxonomy places the organism in Eukaryota, Fungi, Ascomycota, Sordariomycetes, Hypocreales, Bionectriaceae. The transcript has 2 exons. Gene Ontology annotation, molecular function: structural constituent of ribosome. Bases 383 to 1096 code for a protein of 237 amino acids. Gene Ontology annotation, cellular component: ribosome; mitochondrial small ribosomal subunit. Gene Ontology annotation, biological process: mitochondrial translational initiation; translation. The record is from RefSeq and is a predicted model, not a curated record.
GCGAUUUGGGCUCGGCAACAUAUGGACCGACAGUUGGACGCGAGGGAUCGUCACUCGCGCAUGGAGGAUGAUGAACGGCAAGGCUGACUAGAUCUGAAAAUGCCCGAGGCGCAUUCCAUUCUGCCCGAAAGAACGAGCGGUGGGAAGCAUUGCGUACUAUCCGCGGUGUGUGGCUCGGAUGAGUUCAUGUCGUUGAUGAGCAUAAGCGACCUGUGGCACGGACGCACGGGUACGGAUUGCCAACCCGGGACAAGAUGUUGCCGCCUUCGGGUCCACAUUGUUCCGGCCCGGGCAACUUUUCGAGAUCGCGUUACGAGCAUCGACUCUCAGCACAGAGCUGGUCGACAUCACGAGAUCCGCCGGUUCAGGCGCAACCACCACCAUGUCGGCUCCUCGCAUUAGCAGCAUGCUGCUCUCGCGCGCACCGGCGCCUCGCGCCUUCACAUCAACGCUCACCAUGCGGCCUCUGACAACAUCAAGUCGACUCCUCGCCAAGGAUCGCCCUGUCCGUCACAAUCCUCUGGUCGGGAACUACACUCCUCCCAAACCGCAGACCGCAACGCCGACGGAGGAGCCACUCGUCAGCACCGAGAACCCCCAAUCAUCGGAACCGCCCGCGUCGAGUGCAGAAGUCCCCCCCAACGCCGACAUGCCACCGCCUCCUCCGCCUCCCCCGUCCGCCGAAGCUGCGACGAAUGCGAAGCCCGGAGAGUCGACGAAGCCAGCGGCUCCCUCGCCUUUUGCCUACGACGCCACCCGUCACGUCGACAUUCACAAAAUCGUCUCGGAGAAGAUGGAGCCGCUGGUGGCUACCACCUCGGCAGACCCCCUGAAGCAGCCGCGCAUGCGCACCGCUCCCGUCGCCGGACGCACCGUCUUUGUCGACCAGUCGUUGGGACUACCGGCUGCUCUCAAGGCGCUGCAACGCCUCGUGUCCCUGAGCAAGAUCAAGCGGCUCGCUACUCAGCAGAAGUUUCACGAGCGACCAGGCAUGAAGAGGAAGAGGCUGAGGAUGCUCAGGUGGAGGAAAAGGUUCAAGGAUGGUUUCCAAGCGACGACGAGACGGGUGCGCGAGAUGAAGAAGCAAGGCUGGUGAAAAAGGGGUGUGCGAGCGCGUACACGUGUAAUACUGUACAUUAAAGGAGGGACUUGUUAGAAUAC